This is a messenger RNA of Cinclus cinclus, 630 nucleotides long. RefSeq names its product tetratricopeptide repeat domain 9 (gene TTC9). The record is from RefSeq and is a predicted model, not a curated record. Lineage: Eukaryota; Metazoa; Chordata; Aves; Passeriformes; Cinclidae. Gene Ontology annotation, molecular function: protein binding. The transcript has 3 exons. The coding region runs from base 1 to 630 and encodes 209 amino acids.
AUGGAGAGGGCGAGCCCGGCGGCGGGCAAGCUGAACGCCGGCGGCCGCGGGGCGGGCGAUGGGCACGGCCCCGCCGGCGGUGCCCAGCCGCGGGCAGCGGCGGCGGGCAGCGCCGAGCCGGGUGAGCUCAUCGGACGGGCGCUGGAUUUCAAGAGCGAAGGGGCGCAGUGCUACAAGGACAAGAAAUUCCGGGAGGCCAUCGGCAAGUACCACCGCGCCCUGCUGGAGCUGAAGGCGCUGCUGCUGCUGCUGAGCCAGGAGCCGGCCGGGCAGCGCCCUCCCGCCGCCGCCGCCGCGGCGGGGCUGAGCGAGGAGCAGCGGCAGGCGGUGGAGGCCAUCGAGGUCGACUGCUACAACAGCCUGGCAGCCUGCCUGCUCCAGGCCGAGCUGGUGAAUUACGAGCGGGUCAAGGAGUACUGCCUCAAAGUGCUCCAGAAGGAAGGCGAGAACUUCAAGGCACUCUACCGAUCGGGAGUGGCAUUUUACCACCUGGGUGACUUCAACAAGGCCCUCUACUACCUGAAAGAGGCAAGAUCCCGCCAGCCGACAGAUACCAAUGUCAUACGAUACAUUCAGCUGACAGAGAUGAAGCUCAGUAGAUGUUCCCAGAGAGAGAAGGAAACCUUGUGA